This is a messenger RNA of Oenanthe melanoleuca, 3043 nucleotides long. It is a transcript of the gene PM20D1, whose product is annotated as peptidase M20 domain containing 1. Gene Ontology annotation, molecular function: hydrolase activity, acting on carbon-nitrogen (but not peptide) bonds, in linear amides. NCBI's taxonomy places the organism in Eukaryota, Metazoa, Chordata, Aves, Passeriformes, Muscicapidae. Gene Ontology annotation, biological process: amino acid metabolic process. The record is from RefSeq and is a predicted model, not a curated record. The transcript has 13 exons. The coding region runs from base 36 to 1592 and encodes 518 amino acids.
GGGCCGCGCCCGUCAGCGGCGGCCGUGUGUCAGUGAUGGCGGGCGGGCGGCGGGCGCUGCUGGCGGCGCUGCUGGCGGCGCUGCUGGCGCUGGGCUCGGCGGUGCUGGUGCUGGCGGCCGCCGUCCUGCUCCGCGCCUUCGUCCUGCGAGCCCCGGCCGGGGUCCCGCGGCUCUGGGCACGGAGCGCCGGCACCGCCGCCCUCAGCGCCGGCGAGCGGCGGGAGCUGAAGGAGGCGCUGCGAGGGGCCAUUAAAAUCCCAACUGUGUCCUGGUCUCCAGAGGAUUUGAACACAACUGCCAUGGCAGAAUUUGGGAGUUACAUUCAGAAAGUCUUCCCAGCUGUAUUUUCUUCAGAGUUCAUCCAACAUGAGAUUGUUGGGGAAUACAGCCACCUGUUCACAGUGCAGGGCUCUGCCCCUGGCCUGCUGCCCUACAUGCUGCUGGCACACAUGGAUGUGGUGCCUGCUCCCCCCCAGGGCUGGGAUUUCCCUCCUUUCUCAGCUGCAGAGCACGAAGGUUUCAUCUAUGGAAGAGGAACUCUGGAUAACAAAAACUCUGCCAUUGGCAUCCUGCAAGCUCUGGAAUUCCUGCUGAGGAGGAAUUACCGACCCCGCCGCUCCUUCUACAUUGGCAUUGGCCACGAUGAGGAGGUGUCUGGUCUGAAGGGAGCAAAGAAAAUUGCAGCUCUGCUGGAAGCCCGAGGAGUGAAACUCUCCUUCCUGCUGGACGAAGGCAGCGCCGUGCUGGAUGGGAUCAUUGCAGGGGUGAAGAAGCCAGUGGCUAUGAUUGCUGUCACAGAAAAAGGUUCAAUGACACUGAACUUCACUGUGGAAAAAGAGCCAGGACAUUCAUCCUUUCCCCCUAAGGAGACAAGUAUUGGCAUUCUGGCAGCAGCCAUGUCCAGGCUGGAGCAGAAUCCCUUACGCAACCUGUUUGGCCACGGGCCAGAGCUCAUGACCAUGGAGCACCUCGCAGCAGAGUUCAAGUUUCCUCUCAACAUCAUCAUGAGCAAUUUGUGGCUGUUCUCACCUAUUGUCAGCAGAGUUAUGGCCUUGAAACCUUCCACCAAUGCCUUGAUCCGAACAACCACUGCAGUCACCCUGUUUAAUGCAGGAAUCAAGGUGAAUGUCAUCCCUUCCUCUGCCAGAGCCACGGUGAACCUGAGGAUCCACUCAGCUGAGACAGCUGCUGAGGUGCUGGAGGCAGUCAGGAGCACCAUUGCUGAUGACAGAGUGAAGAUUGCUGUGGUGGAGGCCUUUGACCCCCUGCCCAUCAGCCCUUGGGAUGAGCAGACAUUUGCAGUCCAUAUUUUUCAAAGAACCGUCCUGGACGUUUUCCCAGAUGUUGACAGUGUGGUCCCAGGCACGUGCAUUGGAAACACGGACAGCAGGCACUUCACCAACGUCACCAGGGCCAUUUACAGGUUCAACCCUGUGCUGCUGAGGCAGGAUGAUCUCCCCAGGAUCCAUGGGUUGAAUGAGAGAAUCUCCAUUGAGAAUUAUGAGAAACAGGUGGAGUUCCUGUUUCAGCUGAUCAAGAACUGUGACAUUGAGACACUUCCAGAGCCCCACACCAGCUCCCACGAGCUGUGAGCCUGCUGGGCAGAGCAGCUGCACUGGGCUCUGGGACAGGGGGCUGAAGAUGCACUUGUGUCUUGUUACUGAAUUUGGGUUUGUUUUUACAUUGUGGUUUACACAGAGAUGGGAGAAGUGCUGGCUGUGUGACAGGAACGUGGCAAAACCCCACAAACAACUCUGAUUUCUGCUCUCUGUGCUCUGAUGUGCAGCCAUUAAUCUGACAUGGAUUUUUUCAGCACUUGAAGCCUCUAAAAUUGGUAAUCACUAAAAAUCCAAGCUAUAAUCAGCAGUCACUCACCACUAGAAGGUGAAUUAUCUGUGACAAACUCAGUUUUUCUGGUGAAUGGAUCUUGCUCAGGUGAGGGUUUGGGAUGUGGUGAAAGGGUUCCUGUCACUGCACAGCCACCCUGAGAGGUUCUUGCACUGCUGCUGGGCAUGGGCUGCUUCCCUGGGGAUUCUCCAGGGGAUUUUCCAUGGGGAUUCUCUCCUGAGGUCUCUCUCACCAGCAUCCAUGGCACUCUGAGCCAGUGUCAGUGUUCACUCCCAUGCUGCACUCAUUUCUGACUCUGUUUUCAGUUUACUCCAGAAUUUCUAUGUUGUUGUAACUGAGGAGGUGCUGGAAACUUUCUUUCCCAUCAUUUAGUGAUUAUUUUUUUCCCUCCUUGACUCAUGGUGUGGCUCAAGGUGUGUUGUGCAACUGGGUGUCAGAAUAAGGGAUUGCAGCUUGAAAUAAGGAAUGAAAUCCCUGUUGUCUGCUCCUCUCUUUUCUCACUGGGUCAGUUCAUGUUUUUCCUUUGCUCUUCUGAGAACUUGAUUGUGAAAAAUGUGCAGCCCUUCAGUUUCUUCCAGUUCAGAGGGAUCAGAGGUCUGUUCCUUCAGUGCCAUUUGGAAGCCAUUUCCACUUUCCUGCUCAGUUUUUUGGGAAUCCUGGGGUAGGCAGGCCAUGGAUGUUGACUCUGCUUCAUCUUGCACUUCUUGCCUACCUGUGACAGCACUAAAGGGUUCAGCAUUCUUUUGGCCUUGGCAGUUGGGGUUACCAGUAUUAAUUAGACAAAUAAUUUAUUUAAUCAGUUAAUUAAAUUAAUUUUAUCAAUAAAUAGUUCACAAAGUGAUGUAAGCCAAAGAAAAGCCUGAAAGCUGCUGUGUGACAGGGGCAGAGUCUGUGCUGCAGGGACCAGUGCAGCUCCUCCUGCUGCACAGAUGUUUUUCAGAACUUAAAUUAUGCACUGGAAUGGGUGGAUGUUCUGCUCUAAAUUCAUACUGUGACAUGUCCUGGAAUGCACAGGAAAUACUCUGAAAUGUAUCCUGAAAAACACUGAUGGAACUGUGAUUCCAGUUCUUUCCACUCACCUCUCUUAUUUAUUUGAUCUUAUCACUGUGGCCAGAGGGCUCCAACUGUAUCACCUGCUGAAUAAUUGAAACAAAACUGACAGUUUCAUCUAAUAAAAUGAGGAAUGUGAAUUCUU